Molecule: messenger RNA, 915 nt
Organism: Suillus fuscotomentosus
Lineage: Eukaryota; Fungi; Basidiomycota; Agaricomycetes; Boletales; Suillaceae
Exons: 3
Coding region: 60-833 (257 amino acids)
Biological process (GO): maturation of SSU-rRNA from tricistronic rRNA transcript (SSU-rRNA, 5.8S rRNA, LSU-rRNA)
Cellular component (GO): nucleolus; preribosome, small subunit precursor
Source: RefSeq, a predicted model, not a curated record
GAAAACCCUAACCCUAAACUCGUUCUUCUGAUCAUCGACCACCCUCUGACCUCACUGCGAUGGCGCCCCAAGCUGUUCAGAAUGACAGCAAGCCCACGGCCGAUUCUUCACCCCGCUCAGGUCCCAAACGGACCAAGCAAAAGCGUCACCAUCCUCAAAAUACAGAAGAGUCCCUGCCUGGUGUUCAAAAAAUUAAAUCUUCACUCCGCCAAACGCGACGACUUUUGGCAAAAGAAAACCUUGCAGCUGAUGUCCGCAUGGAGACUGAACGAAGGCUGAAAGCACUUGAGGGCGACCUUGCUCGUGCUGAAACGGCAAGGAAGGAGCGAACGUAUGCUAUGAAAUAUCACAAAGUCAAAUUCUUCGAGCGCCAGAAAUUGGUCCGUAGGAUCAAGCAAGUCAAACGCGAUCUUACUUCGGCACAGGGAGAGGAGAGAGAAAAGUUAGAAAGCGAACUCGAAGGUCUGAGAGUGGACCUGAACUAUAUUCUGCACUACCCGAAAACCAAAAAGUACAUAUCACUUUUUCCUCCAGAAAGACGGCAAAUUGAUAUCGUCUCGACAACUUCUGACGACAACGACCAACGCAUUACGGUCCGUGCCCUCAUUCGAGACCAAAUGCAGCGUGGCGAAAUUAGCAGACAACCUGAAAAUGAACUCGAAGGUGGCAGACAACCAGUUACGUAUACUCCGGGUCAUUCCCGAAACGGAGAAGGAUCUCGUAGAAAGGUCAAUGAAACUAGCCUGGCAUCACAUCGUGCCACCAAAGAUGAUUUCUUUGGUGAGGAUGGUGAGACAGAAGCUUCCGGCGCAUCAGAAAUGGAAGUCGAGUAGUAGAGUUUUGUUUCACAUGCCACCUUCAGAUCUUAACGUUCUCGAGCAGUUAUCCGAGACUAGAGUGAUUCGACCAAUGCCU